Polyodon spathula (Mississippi paddlefish) is the source of this 1499-nucleotide messenger RNA. RefSeq names its product chromosome 35 C19orf47 homolog (gene c35h19orf47). Bases 26 to 1198 code for a protein of 390 amino acids. The record is from RefSeq and is a predicted model, not a curated record. NCBI's taxonomy places the organism in Eukaryota, Metazoa, Chordata, Actinopteri, Acipenseriformes, Polyodontidae. The transcript is spliced from 8 exons. Gene Ontology annotation, cellular component: nucleus.
CACGCCGCGGACUGUGGAGAUAAACAUGGCGUCUGUGACCAACGCUACAUCUGAGUGGAUCCAGUUUUUCAAAGAUGCUGGCAUCCCUGCUGGGCUGGCUGUUCACUACGCAGUCUCCUUCGUUGAUAACAGAAUUCAGAAGAACAUGCUGAUGGACCUGAGUAAAGAGUUCAUGAUGGACCUGGGGAUCACAGUGAUUGGGGAUAUCAUUGCCAUCCUGAAACAUGCCAAAGUUGUUUAUAGACAGGAUAUGUGUAAAAUGGCAACUGAGGCAUUGUCAUCGGGUCAAACCACCGUUCAGGCAGAGCUCAGAAGAAAUGCCAACACCCCUGCGACCCGGAUGAUUGCAAACAGCCUGAGCCGAGACUCUCCCCCACCCACCCCCGUCAGGAAACCUGACAACAGACUGUCCGUCACCGUGUCCAACAAGCAGGCCAAAGCGGAUGCGGGGCCCGGUGUUUCAGUGAAGCGACGACGGGUCACUGCGGAGAUGGAGGGUAAAUACAUCAUCAACAUGCCGAAGGGGACCACAGAGCGAACCAAGAGGAUCCUGGAAGAGCAGGCAGAGAUAGAAAAGGGUAUGUAUCGAACCUCUGUGUUUGAGAGACUCGGAGCUGAAUCCAUGGCUGAUACCACUGUGGGAAGCAAGCCGACGGGGGUGUUCAGCCGAUUAGGAGAUGCGACAGGCGAGCUCAGGGAGAAGGAGGAGGAGGACGAGAAGGCGGUGGAGAGCGACGGAGAAGGCUCCGUACUUCAGUACGCCGGGGUCCUGAAGAGAACAGCACAGCCUGCCAGGAAAACCCCGGCCAAGGUCAGCCCUGCCUCCCUGACCUCAGCCAAGACCAGGACUACCCUCGCGGCUUGCAGACCAGCCCUCGCGGCUCGCAGACCAGCCAUUGUCACCUUGAAGCGUCUGGGCAAGCCUGCCAGGGCCCUGGCAACCUGCACUGCUACAGACAAGCCUGAGCCUGCUGCCAAGAUCAGUGUGCUGCAGAGGCUGGGCAAGCCCUCCAGCCCACAGCCCGACACUCAGGACAGCAGGGUGACCAGCACCAAGAGCAAAGGGUUCACAGUCACCAUCAACCGGGGGCUGGGCAGCGCCAAGGUGAGCAGCAGCACCGGGGAGUGCCAGGGGGCGCAGAUGGACAGUGCCGGCUCUGUCAGCGUCUUCAAGAGACUGGGCCUGAAGAACACCUGACUGCCUCGCUGAGUCCUGCACUUUUAAUAAUGCUUAUCGGUUUUAUGGAUGUUUUUUUGUAUCGGGGGAUAAAUAAACAAAAAAACAUGCAACGAUAACAGUGUACCACUUUUAAAUUUUUUACAGCAUUUAAUGGUCGUAUAUAUUCGAUACAGUGACACGUCCCUGUUGUCUUGUCUAUACUGCUACCCCUAUUGUAAGUUGGCUGGCUCGGUAUUUGAGCACAUUUAACUAGUAGUAAAUGGAAACCCUGACAACUAUACCCUGUAGCGCUGCAAGUCUCAAGUUGGCAUGCAAGUUU